Messenger RNA from Asterias rubens (European starfish), 1256 nucleotides. Its product is annotated as meiotic recombination protein SPO11-like. NCBI's taxonomy places the organism in Eukaryota, Metazoa, Echinodermata, Asteroidea, Forcipulatida, Asteriidae. The record is from RefSeq and is a predicted model, not a curated record. Gene Ontology annotation, biological process: meiotic DNA double-strand break formation; meiotic DNA double-strand break processing; reciprocal meiotic recombination. The transcript has 12 exons. Gene Ontology annotation, molecular function: DNA binding; DNA topoisomerase type II (double strand cut, ATP-hydrolyzing) activity; ATP binding. Bases 1 to 1224 code for a protein of 407 amino acids. Gene Ontology annotation, cellular component: nuclear chromosome.
AUGGUGGAGAAUGACGAAAAUUUCAAAUGGAAAAGGUUGAAUGAUCUACAAGAGUAUUUGUUACGAGAAGAACAGCUAAAACAGAUAAAAAGACGGUGUCUAAAUGAUAGAGGACAGGGGGAUGAAUGUGGACAAUCAACACUGAACACUGGCCACGUCAAAAGGGAAGAAGUGUUGAGGCGAUUGGAGAGAAUAUUUGUGGACAUAGUGACAAGUUUAUCCAGCCAUCGAGCACCAGUACUAUCAUACAACAGCAGGACUAGAUGGGAUAACAUUCAGUUUAAUGAUGAUGUUGGACUGGAGAUGAGAGACAAUCCUGUUCUCACCGAGGUCCGAUUUGAUUCGGCGAAUUCCAUCAAUAAGUUCGGUGUUACUAUGAAGGUGAUGGCAAUGUGUUACAAACUGGUACAGAGUAAUACCUACUCAACAAAGAGGGAUCUGUACUACAACGAACCCAAGCUGUUUGGGAGACAGUCGAUGCUUGAUGGUGUGUUGGAGAAUAUUUGCUGUAUGCUGAUUGUACCCAGGAGGUGCCUCCAUGUGCUGGCUACAUCCAAGGGUUUUAUUGCAGGUGGUCUGAAGUUCACGGAGGUUGAUGGGAAUCACAUUGAUUGUAGCUCAUCAAGAACAGGUAUUCUUGUUCCAGCUCAUGUUGAAGGAAUUAACAACAUUCAAUCUAGAGCCCGCUUUAUCCUGGUGGUUGAGAAAGAUGCAACCUUCCAAAAGUUACUUGAUGAUGGGUUUCUUCAAGAUUUAGCGCCUUCAAUCAUGAUCACUGGGAAAGGAUUUCCUGAUGUAAACACUCGCCUGAUGGUUAGAAAGCUCUGGGAUGUGCUACAAAUACCUGUACUUUGUCUGGUUGAUGCAGACCCUCACGGUUUAGAGAUACUCUGUGUUUACAAGUUCGGAUCAAGGUCUAUGGCGUACGAGUCUCGCAGUCUAACCGUUCCCUGCAUCCGAUGGCUCGGUGUUCUACCCUCAGAUAUCCAGAGGUUACAGGUCUCAAGAGAUGUCUUGAUUCCACUGAAUAAGUCUGAUCUUCGGAAGGCCAAGGAGCUUAUAAGAAGACCCUACUAUCAACAUCUCCCUGACUGGAUGAAAGAGAUGCAAAUAUUGUUGGAUAUGGGUAAGAAGGCUGAGAUCCAGUGCCUGACUGCCAUCUCGAUGGACUACCUGACCAAGGUGUAUCUCCCAAACAAGAUCAGGUAUGGAGGAUGGAUUUAAAGGCACUGGACACCUUUCUUACUAUCAAAGAC